GAGUCCUUUGGAGAACUGAAGCUGGAGAAAGAAGCCAGCUUGUUGAAAGAAAAUCCCCACCACCGAGACACACCUUUAUUUUGCGCCCACCCACUCCCGGCUUACAAGGUAGUUGGGAGGAGGAAACGGACAGAACGGAGCGCGCGCCCCUGACUGCACGGGGAGGGGGGCGGCGGCGGGUGGCCUCUCUGCUCUCUCUCGCCACACACCCCCCCCCCCCGCGCCCCAGCCAGCCCCCCGCCCCUCCCUCCCUCCCUCCCGCGCUCCUCAUCUCCAAGGCACCACCGCCUCGAGGCGCGCUCAGACCCGGGGGAGGCGACCUUGGGCCGGGCUGUCCGCCGCUCUCGCUCGCUCGCUCGCUCGCUGCGCCUCCUUCCCCCGCCGGGCCCCGAUCCCGCCGCGGGGUGGCAGGGCAGGGCAGGGCAGCGCACCCCCCGCGCUUGCUCCAUGCCGCCUUCUUCGUACGGGCAGCGCGCCCUGGGCGCACUGCUGCUCUUCGGCACCGUCUCCGGCUUGAUGGCGGUGCUGGCGUCGAUGCUGAUCUUCCAGAUCCAGGCCGGGCGGCGGGCCGGGCCCGGGGCCGGCGGGGGCGGCCUGCCCGAGGGGGCCAGCCGGGUGCUGCUGCCGCUCUCGGCGGUGCUGGCCUCGCUCUGCCUGGUGCUCAGCCUCAGCUGCCUCCUGCUCAGCCUCCUGCACGGCUACUGCGGCGCAGAGCGCUGCGCGUCGCCAGGGGGCGCUCUGGGGCCAGACAGGGCGGAUUGGUUCCUUCUGGACAGCCGGAAGGUACGGCAUGUGGCUGUUGGCUUGUUCUGCUGUGGAGUUUCGGUCUACCUAGCAGCCCUCUCCAUGUACAUGCUGGUGCUCUUCGAGAUCGAGACCGGCAUCACCAGCGCCUGUGUCUUGUCUUCUGGCAUUGUCGUCUUGUUCAUCACGGUGACCCACGCUCUUGUCCGGGCGGCCCAAGCCUCGCGGCGGGGCCAAGCAGAGCUCUCCCACACCCUCUACGAAAACGACUCGGCCCGGGGUGGGGAGAUGCCCGCCGCCCACCUCAACAACUCCAAGAACGUGGCGGCGCCCAGGCCGCGCCCGGAGAUCCACCGCGAGUUCUCGUAUCCGCCGUAUGCCGAGCAGAAGUCCCACCUGACCUCUCCGGCCAGCAGCAAUGUGACUUCUUCGGGGAGUGCCGGACCCUCGCCAGAAAAGGAGAGCUACAAUGCGCCCAGGAUGCAUCGGACCCUUUCGGCCGAAUCGGGCCUUCUGCAGGCGCACGGGAAACCUUGGAACGGGGUGACACAAGAAAUGAGGAACGUCCUCUCCCGCAAGCCGGCCGGUUCAGGGAAAGAUUCCACUCUUGUGUGAAGCUCUGCGGGAGCAAAACAAGCCUAGCCCAGUCUCCUGCUUCCAAGAGUGGUCAGCCUUCCCUUACUGCAUUUGGUAUUGGGUGGUAGACUGCCUCUGGACGUGGAGAUACACCUAUCUGUUAUGAAUUUAUAAGAUCAAAAGAGCCCUGCUGGGUCAGACCAGAGGCCCAUCUAGUUCAGGGCUGCUCAACUUCGGCCAACAUCCUGCAGAUAUUGGCCUACAACUCUCAUAAUCCCUGGUUACUGGCCACUGUGGCUGGGGAUUAUGGGAGUUGUAGUCCAAAAACAGCUGGGGGGGGCCUAAGUUGACCAAGCCUAUAGCACCUGACGUUUAGAGGUACCCUUGCCCUGAAUGUGAAAACUCCAUUUAGCCAUCAUGAGUCAACAGCCACGGUGUGUCUCUUUUGAAGGCACCUAACCCUGAGGCCAUCGCCACAUCCUGUGGCAGAGAGUUCCACACGUUAAUUCGACGCCACCAGCUUUUCAGAUUUACUCUCACGAUCUCCAGUUGUCUCCCUCAACCUGAUGUUAAGAAGGGCUUCCUUUGGUCUGCCCUGAAUUGCCUGCCAAUUACAUUUAUUGGGAGGCCUUGAAUUCUAGUGUUACGCAAGAGGGAGGGAAAUGUUUCUAGAUUCUCUUUCCCCACCAUGUGCAGAAUUUGAUAAACCUUCACUGUCUCCA
Hemicordylus capensis (graceful crag lizard) is the source of this 2042-nucleotide messenger RNA. It is a transcript of the gene TMEM221, whose product is annotated as transmembrane protein 221. The transcript has 3 exons. The record is from RefSeq and is a predicted model, not a curated record. NCBI's taxonomy places the organism in Eukaryota, Metazoa, Chordata, Lepidosauria, Squamata, Cordylidae. Bases 448 to 1359 code for a protein of 303 amino acids.